Messenger RNA from Anarrhichthys ocellatus (wolf-eel), 870 nucleotides. It is a transcript of the gene cimip2b, whose product is annotated as ciliary microtubule inner protein 2B. Lineage: Eukaryota; Metazoa; Chordata; Actinopteri; Perciformes; Anarhichadidae. The record is from RefSeq and is a predicted model, not a curated record. The transcript is spliced from 6 exons.
AUGGAGAAAUACGCCCAUACAUUCAGCAAAGCUCUGCUGACACCUGAUCCGCAUUAUGUACCGGGGUACACGGGGUAUUGCCCGCAGCUCAAGUACAAUGUGGGGAAGUCUUAUGGCCGGCUCACAGCCGAGCUGCUCACCAGUCCUCAUGUGCAACACUCCAAUUGUCUGGUCCUCCACACGGGUCACAUCCCCUCCACGGAGUCGGACGUUGGUCUGACACUGAGAAGCAUCCCUGAAUGUAACUUGAAGAGGAUACCAGGAUACACAGGCUUCAUUCCAAAAAGUCAGAACUACUUUGCCUGCAGCUAUUCUGAAACAUGUCGUAAAGCGCUGUCAGAGUUUUACCAGGACAGGCGUGGGAAGAUCCAACGGCAAUCAACAGACCUGCCAGCUGUUGUAAACUACAACAACCAACAGUUUGAAAGACCAAGUCCCCACUUGACAGCAAUCUCCAACAAAAUGAUUACCGACAGGCCCUUGAAGUCCUUCACCCUCACUGGAAAACCAUACCUCAUGGAUGAUGAUAGCCCGCACAAGCACUUUAUCUCAGGUUCUACAGGGCAUGUGCCAAAAUCUCGCUUCCUAAUUGGCAAAGGUUACCCAAUCACUACCAACCAGGCACUGAUCCAGUUCGGAAAGCAGCAGCGGACUGACCCCACGUCACAAAGCAUCCCAGGGAUGUACAAUAACUAGUACAAUAGUACAAUAACUCCCGUGCCCACUAUCCAUCCAUCAAACAGGGGUGUGGUGCCAUCAUUCACCGGACACAUCCCAGGAUACUAGUUUAUGUAUGGACAAACCUUUGGCCAACUUUCCAAGAAUGCACUGGAAAGGAGCGGCAUCAAGAGGGUGAUUCAGGCACAGUAA